Penicillium chermesinum is the source of this 387-nucleotide messenger RNA. RefSeq lists its product as uncharacterized. Bases 1 to 387 code for a protein of 128 amino acids. Lineage: Eukaryota; Fungi; Ascomycota; Eurotiomycetes; Eurotiales; Aspergillaceae. The transcript has a single exon. The record is from RefSeq and is a predicted model, not a curated record.
AUGGAUAUUGCCAAAUUACUGGAUCCGGUCUCUGAUCGCUCAGAAGGCCAGACAGUGUUAAGUCGACACAACGAUGAUCCGCCUCCUACCCAUAUAGAUUCGCCGGGCCUUUCGCGAGCCUGUCAGAGUCCGAUUCAAAUUCCGCCCCUGCAACCUGUCGAGUUUAUGAAUAUUUCUGGAUCCCCACCACCCGAAAUUCGGAGUCAAUAUUCCAGCUUAGAGGGUCAGGAAGCUUUAAGUCAACAGGAACGUGAUCUGGCUCCUACCUCUACAGAUUCACCGUUCCCUCCUCGAGCCUCUAGAUCCCAAAGCCCAAACCCGCCGUCUCCUGUCCCCAUUAAGAAGAGACUUCUCUACGCGAAGGAAAUGACUGCUAAAAGUACUUGA